This is a messenger RNA of Musa acuminata subsp. malaccensis (wild Malaysian banana), 1260 nucleotides long. Its product is annotated as protein SULFUR DEFICIENCY-INDUCED 1. Gene Ontology annotation, molecular function: protein binding. The record is from RefSeq and is a predicted model, not a curated record. Lineage: Eukaryota; Viridiplantae; Streptophyta; Magnoliopsida; Zingiberales; Musaceae.
CACCCUGGGAGGCAAGUUUGGGGCCCACCAAAGACAGGUCAUAAGCCGGUAAGCGAAAACAGAGUGCGGCAUCAGUCGGUACAUCAGCGGCCACGUGGCGUAGUGCACCACCGAGUGGGCACGACAGGAGAUUUCACCGCUCGCGGCGCAGAAUCUGGACGCCUUCCCGUCGAGGUACGUGCCGUCUCUCCCCUCUACCCUCGGCUCCCUCGUUUCGGCACGCAACACCACCGCCUCCGCCACCGAAUGGAGUCUGAAAGCAGAGGGAAGAGGGGGGAGAUGGAAGGAGGGAAUUGGAAGAGGAGCGGAGGAGGCGAGAAGAAGGAUCUGCUCCAUGUGAUCCACAAGGUCCCGCCCGGCAACAGCCCUUACGUCCGCGCCAAGCAACUUCAGUUGGUGGAGAAGGAUCCGGAAGCUGCAAUUUUAUGGUUCUGGAAGGCGAUAAAUGGCAGGGAUAGGGUGGACAGUGCUCUCAAGGACAUGGCGGUGGUGAUGAAGCAGCAGGAUCGAGCCGAAGAAGCAGUCGAAGCCAUCAGAUCCUUCAGGCACCUCUGCUCCAAGCAAGCGCAGGAAUCCCUCGACAACCUCCUCAUCGAUCUCUACAAGAAAUGUGGGAUGGUAGAGGAGCAGAUCGAGCUGCUGAAGCAGAAGCUCCGCAUGAUACACAUGGGUGAGGCCUUCAACGGGAAGGCGACCAAAACAGCACGUUCUCACGGCAAGAAGUUCCAGAUCUCCAUUAAGCGAGAGACUGCUCGCAUCCUGGGAAAUCUAGGCUGGGCAUACAUGCAGCAGAACAACUACGCCGCCGCUGAGGUGGUCUACCGCAAGGCUCAGAUGAUCGAGCCUGACGCCAACAAGGCCUGCAACCUCGGGCUGUGCCUCAUGAAGCAAGGCAGACUCGACGAGGCUCGGCGAGCGCUCGAGGAUGUCACUCACGGCCGCUUCUCGGCCGCGGGUGACGGGACGAGUUCGAAGAACAAGGCAGAAGAGCUGCUGCGCGAGAUUGAGGUCCGGCCAGCGACAUCGACGUCGGAGGUCGGGCUCGCUAUAGAAGACGAGAUCAUGGAGAGAAUCGAGCUGGUGUUGAACGAGUGGGUGCCUUCGAGGUCAAAGAGGCUGCCCAUUUUUGAGGAGAUCUCCGCCUUCAGAGAUCGGAUAGCUUGCUGAGAAUUGCUGUGCUCUCUCUUCCUUUUUGGUAUUUAUAAGAAGGUUAGCAAAUUGUAUAAUAAUAUAUAAAUUGAUGUCAAACUAAAUGUAAAU